GCGUUUUCUCGUCACCACUGUCCCCGUCGACGCCCAGCGCGCCGUUCCAUCAUCUCAAAAUCUAUUCGCACACUCCGUGCCUCCUGCUAGCCAUUCAGUAUGGUGCGCGCUCCCGUACCUUUCCGGCUCGCUCAGGCGAUGCGCGUCCGUCGUAUGCCCGCGCAGCAGCAGCGUUUUGCCUCUAGCUCGUCGGGGAGCAGCGAGAAGGCUCAGGAGACGUUGGCAAAGGUACAGCAGUAUGCUGGAUCUGCUGUUGAGGUGGCCAGAAAGGUGUUGGGUCCUGUUGGAGAAAAGGCCGGGAAUGCGCUUGGAACGUACCGGCAACCUAUCCUAUACAACCUGUCUGUCGCACGCGAAUUCCUAAAACAAGUUUACGUCGCAGAACGUCUGCAGCCCCCGACAUCCCUCAACUCAGUAGUCAACGCAUACUCGACGCUUUGGUACCGUGCGGGAAAAGCGUCGUACUGGCGCGAACUACUACAGUCGGGCGAGUGGGCAAAGAUCGGUGUGUAUGCGGUUGAGGCGUACGGUAUCUUCAAGAUCGGAGAGAUGGUUGGUCGUAGGAGUCUGGUUGGCUACAAGGUGGAAUAGAGGGGCUUUCCAUCGCAUAUUGUGCAGGGGCCGUCCUUCGUUUGAAUGCUAUGUGCCCUCCUGUAGAGUCGAUAAUCAUAACGGAUUCC
Molecule: messenger RNA, 680 nt
Organism: Laetiporus sulphureus 93-53
Lineage: Eukaryota; Fungi; Basidiomycota; Agaricomycetes; Polyporales; Laetiporaceae
Exons: 3
Coding region: 100-591 (163 amino acids)
Biological process (GO): proton motive force-driven ATP synthesis
Molecular function (GO): proton transmembrane transporter activity
Source: RefSeq, a predicted model, not a curated record